This is a messenger RNA of Bombus pyrosoma, 2793 nucleotides long. RefSeq lists its product as uncharacterized. The transcript has a single exon. The coding region runs from base 1 to 258 and encodes 85 amino acids. Lineage: Eukaryota; Metazoa; Arthropoda; Insecta; Hymenoptera; Apidae. The record is from RefSeq and is a predicted model, not a curated record.
AUGAAUCAGUUUCGAUCCCUGGUACGAAACAAGACGCCAAACAUUCGGAUUCAAGACCAAAUGCAAGAUCAGGUGCGAACAUUAGAUAGAAAUUUCACUAGGAAUCAGUUCAACGGUACGACGCAAAACAAUGCUGUACCAAAUAUGUACGGAACGUACAAUCGAGCGCAAUCGAGGCAAGAAAACAAAUCAACGGUGGCGACGUUGAGUCAAGUACAGGGUAGCGAUCCCAAUUUGUACGCCGUAACGGAGUUAUAAAAUCAAACGACACACCAAAUGCAUAAAAACUGCCAUUAUUAAGAUUUUUGGAAUAUCGUCCGAUGGAAAGUUCGCUGUGGUCACUUUCACUGAAUGUCUAUUAAAAAAUUUUAAUCGUCAAUGCACAAUAUCACUGUCCCAAGGGACUCCUUUUGAAAGCGACCAAGCACCAACGUGCAUAUUUUCAUAUAUGCGUUCUUAUUUUAUACGCUAAACCCGAAGAAGAAUGGCUCAAUCGUUUGGUAACUUUUGAUAAGAAUCACGAACAUUUAUAUACGUUUAAACGUAAGAUUUCAUAAAGGGUCUACGUUUUAAGAGUACAAUCGGUGGAAACUGCGGAGCUAGAGUUUUCACCUAUGCUUUCCGCAACGAUAUUCAGAAUUUUCGGGGAAUCAAAACAAAAGGGGAGAAAGAGCAAGAUCAUGCAUGUUUUAUAACUAUACGAUAACCAUUCGCACAUUUAAUAUUUCUCAUCAGUUUCACGAACGAAAAGGAUGAAAAACAAUAAAGGAAUUGCUAUACCAGCGUGUAAGAGUUUCAACGAAGAUAGUUGUGCAAGCAGGAGUGGCGACCCAAUCGAGAAGGUCGGCGAGUAAUGUGAGUUAGGAAAAAUGGGGGCAAAAAAGAAUUUUAGAAUCGGAAAGAUCACCAGCGGGAUGAUGUAUACCGCAUUGUAAAAAUUCGCGUUGAAAUUGAAAAGCGAUUAGAAAAGGUAAAAAGGAUUCAUUUACAUUGAUAAUCGAAGCAUAUUUACAUGAAUAUUACUAUAUGGAAUUUUUCUGUGAGGACUUGGAGAACACUAAUACGAUCACUUUCCUUCUUAUCGUUUAUUUGUUCGAAACAAUGAAUAUUUAGAUCUGCGAGGUCUUGUAUGCCCGAGAUUUCGUAUUUGUAUAUCAUGUACAGUAAUUUUUAUCACUCUACGUUAGUUUAUUCUGUAAAUGAUUAUUGCUUCUUGAUCGAGCAGACGAAUGAUACGUUAUGCGAGCAAAGAAGUUGAUUGCCAUAUUUAUUAUUGCUUGUUAAUUAUUCAUUUUCAUUAACAUCACACAGAAAGCACAACUGUACACAUGAAGUAUUAGUAUGUAUAAAUCGCCUACAAGGAAGAUGCAGAGAACACGUUUAUCAGGCAUCUUUGAAGAUGCUGGAAAUUUGUUAAGUUCCGUUUGAACGUUUCAUAUUCAUGAAGAUAAUUUAUGCUGUUAAUUUUUAGUCGUUAUCGUGGCCUACUACUUUCUCUUAUAUAUAAUCGUUCUAAGCUACGUGCAUCGUUACUUGCCCACGCAAAGUCAUCUCAUUCCGACAUUUCAGUUCCGUCUCCUUUUAAAUUAACAAUAUCGUACCGAGCUGUAAAUGUGAAACUUUUUGAACAACUUUUUACACGAAUUAUACGGCGAUUAUACCAAAUGUAAACGAUAUUCCACGACACAAUUUUUAUAUACUUUUGUAUACUUUUUAUCGAAGAAAGCACGAGACAGAAUUAUCAUUGAUUUUUCGGUGAACCAUCUCAGUAUACAAUUUAUACGUUUGCGAGAUAAGUAUAUACAUAUUAACAUAAGAAGUUACCGCACGAAAUACAGAACGAGUGAUAUGUAUAUAUAAAUAUAUAUAUAAAUAUAUAUAUUAUAUAUAUAUGUGUAUGUAUAUUUAUCAACGUUAAUAUUUAAAGUUCGCAACGAGACGAUGAGUGUUCGUGAAUUUCUAUCGCAAAAUACAUCACGAUGAACCGAAACGAGAAAACUAAAGAUGACCGUUGAAGAAACGGAUUAAAAAGAAAAAACAAAAAAUUCUGCCAAUACUCAGGCAAGCAUACGUUUUUAAGUACAAACACGGUGAAAGCGCAAGCGUUAUGUACGUCAGGUCUUUUUUCAUUUUUUAUAUAUGACGAAAGUUCUAGAGUCAUCUGGUGUAUCGAUAUCGAGUAUCCAGAUUGCAUUUCACGAAUUUAUCCUUUGAGCGAGAGGAUGUUCUUUCGAUGGUGUUCUUGAAGGAUAGAUCGAUGAGAAUACCAAUUAAUCAGUGAUUCACACACACGCACGCGCGCCCACACACACACAAUGUUAAUUUAGAUCAUAAAAUUUGAACGAAGGAAUUAUCGACAGCCAGAACAUUUUUUCUUUUCUUUCUCUUUGUAUAUUUACUGUUUGAAAAGUUCAGUGAGAGAUUAUUCGCAAAUAUACUCGAAGCAACUAUCGUUGCAUGAUGAUGGUAUUCUCGUCGAUCGGGACAAAGUUUUCGUAAUAUCGGUGUUUUUCAACCGAAUAGGAAAUAAAGGAAAAAAUCGAGAUUGAAUUAUUUGCGGAGCGCAAAGUCUUCCUUGUAACGGUACUCCUAGUUGAAGGGGCCCGAACGAGAUCAUUCGCGAUCGAUGAAGAUAACUGCAACGAACCAGCGGACGACUUUAUAUUCCGCAUCCUAUUCAGCGAAAACGUGUGUAAAUAGGCAGUAAUACGAUAGGCGUAUAAGGUUGCCGAGGAAAUGCGAGGAAGAACAAAAAAAAAUGGAACGAAAAAGGAAGAAAAACAUUAAGAAGAA